Molecule: messenger RNA, 1336 nt
Organism: Ichthyophthirius multifiliis
Lineage: Eukaryota; Ciliophora; Oligohymenophorea; Hymenostomatida
Product: nucleotide-sugar transporter, putative
Exons: 5
Biological process (GO): pyrimidine nucleotide-sugar transmembrane transport
Cellular component (GO): Golgi membrane; intracellular membrane-bounded organelle
Molecular function (GO): pyrimidine nucleotide-sugar transmembrane transporter activity
Source: RefSeq, a predicted model, not a curated record
AUGUAAUAAAGUUAGGCAUCAAAAGGAUUUAUAUAUUUCCUCUUAAUUUGUAUGAUUUUAGCAGGCGCAUCAAAUACCAUAGUCUAUAAAUUAUAAAACUCAUCUACUCUUAAUGGUAAAGCAUUUUAUCAUCCCUUCAUGUAAGCCGUGACAAUGUUUGUAGGUGAAUUUUCGUGCAUAUUUUUAUUUUUAUGGUUCAAAACUUUCAAAAAAGACUAAUAUGAAUAAGAAGUACUAGAAGCCAAAGCAAAUUAACUAGAAACUAAAAUGAAUUAUUUCUGGUUAAUAAUUCCUGCUGCAGCUGAUUUUUUCACUUCCAAUCUUUAAUACAUAGCCUUAAAUUUCAUUAAUCCUUCUAUAUAUUAAAUGUUAAGAGGAGGAGUUAUAUUAGUAACUACAUUAUUCACUAUAUUUUUCCUAAAAAAAAAACUCCAACUAUUCAAUUACAUAGGCUGUUCUUUAGCUGUAAUAGGAGUAGGAAUUGUAGGUUUAUCCAAUCUAGUUUUUAAAAACAGUAAUGAUCAAAAAGAUACUUCAAAAGCAGCAGUUGCAAUGGGUUUAAUUUUAAUUUCUUUAAUUACAAACGGGAUUCUAUUUGUUUCUGAAGAAAAGCUUUUCAGUAAAUAUUAUUUACAUCCAUUCUAAGUUGUUGGAACAGAAGGUUUCUGGGGAUUAGUUAUAUACGCAAUUGCUUUACCGGCUUUAUCUUAUGCCAAAUGUAGUUUACCUACAGAUGCUUGCGUUAAUGUAGGUACAGAUCAAAGCCCAGAUUAUAGAUACGAAUAUCCAGGAUUAUAUUUUGAACAAUUUGCUAGUGGUAUUCUUGGAUUCUGGAUUAUUUUAGGUGUUUUCACAAUUGCAGCUUUUAAUGUUUGUGGUGUAAAUAUUACUAAACAUGUAUCUUCUUUAGCUAGAUCUGUAGUAGAUGUUUCCAGAACAGUAAUUGUGUGGAUUUUUGGUAUUAUUUUGACUGUAAGUAGCUCAAAUCCGAAUUAUUAAUGGGAAAAUCUAAAUGCAGGAGCUAUUGUAGUAGAAGCUAUUGGCUUUGUUAUACUUGUAGUUGGAAAUUGCAUUUAUAACAAAAUUAUUAUUCUUCCUUUCGCAAGACCUAAAGAUGAAAAUCAAAUGCUUUUAGAUAAUGCUUAAAAAUAAGUUUCUUUAUAAGUAGAAACUUCGAAAUCGAAAAGUGAAUCUUUCCAUAAUUGAAUAAAAAUAAUAUUAAUAAUAAUAAUAAAUUUUAUAUACAUAUUUUUAUAUAUUAUUUUUAUUUUUUAAAUAAAUCGAUUUUUUUUUUCAAUUAAUAUAUUUUUUUUAUUUAUUACUUUUAAUUUAUUAU